UUCAACAUCGAGUAACAUGGCGUCAAAAGUUGGAUGCGAUGCUUGUAUGUCGUGCUUCGCCGUCGAUAAAUCUCCUCCCAAAUUUGAUGAUCUUGGCAAAGAAGCCAGAGAUGUUUUUGGAAAAGAAUUUGGUUAUGGCUUUUUCAAACUUGAUGCCAAAACAAUUUCAAAGAAAGGAGUGGACUUUACUACAGCAUUGUCCUCAAGUAAUGAGACAGGAAAAGUAACUGGAAACUUAGAGACUAAAUACAAAAAUGCAAAACAUGGUUUGACACUCUCUGAGAAAUGGACCACUGAUAAUGUGCUCAGCACUGAUAUUACAAUUGAAGAUCAACUUGUUCAAGGACUGAAACUGUCAUUUGAUACCAUGUUUGCACCUGGAACAGGGAAAAAAGCAGCGAAGAUCAAGGCUGACUACAAGAGAGAUUACUUUCACCCAACUGCUGAGGUGGACUUUGAUAGUUCAGGACCAAUGGUGACUGCAGCAUCUGUUUUUGGAUACAAUGGCUGGGUAUGUGGUCUUCAUGGUGCAUUUGAUACAGGCAAAUCCAAGAUGACCAACACCAAUAUUGCCAUUGGUUACAGAUCAUCUGACUUUGUCCUCCACUCCUCUGUAACUGAUGCAUCAAAGUUUGCUGGCUCUGUGCAUCACAAGAUCAACCCCAAACUUGAGGCUGCAGCUCUGAUGAACUGGGCAACAGGAAAUGAAAGUGUGAACUUCCAAGUUGGCAUGAAGUAUAUUAUUGAUCCAAUCUCAUCUGUCAAGGUGAAAGUGAACAAUAGUAGUCACAUUGGCGUAUCCUAUUUGCACAAACUCAGUCCCUCCGUGAAACUUGGACUCUCUGCUCUAGUUGAUGCCAAGAAUUUGGACCAAGGUGGACAUAGAGUUGGUCUGUCUUUGGACGUCGAAAUGGAGGCGAAAUAGGCUGCUUAUAUAUGUACAUGAACUAAGUUUAUCAAUUUUAUUUUGUUGCUGUAUAUCACAACCAACUGUCCUGUCUGCACGUACAGUUGACUUGAAUAAAGGGUUUACAUGCACAUCA
Messenger RNA from Dendronephthya gigantea, 1043 nucleotides. Its product is annotated as voltage-dependent anion-selective channel protein 2-like. The transcript is spliced from 10 exons. NCBI's taxonomy places the organism in Eukaryota, Metazoa, Cnidaria, Anthozoa, Malacalcyonacea, Nephtheidae. The record is from RefSeq and is a predicted model, not a curated record. Bases 17 to 925 code for a protein of 302 amino acids. Gene Ontology annotation, cellular component: mitochondrial outer membrane. Gene Ontology annotation, biological process: monoatomic anion transmembrane transport. Gene Ontology annotation, molecular function: voltage-gated monoatomic anion channel activity.